Messenger RNA from Octopus sinensis (East Asian common octopus), 4046 nucleotides. Its product is annotated as ras-related protein Ral-A. The coding region runs from base 324 to 983 and encodes 219 amino acids. The record is from RefSeq and is a predicted model, not a curated record. Gene Ontology annotation, biological process: Ras protein signal transduction. Lineage: Eukaryota; Metazoa; Mollusca; Cephalopoda; Octopoda; Octopodidae. Gene Ontology annotation, cellular component: plasma membrane. The transcript is spliced from 5 exons. Gene Ontology annotation, molecular function: GTPase activity; GDP binding; GTP binding.
GACAGCUAACAAAUUUGUUUAUAUUUCGUAUCUUUCACAGUGGUUAUUUAUUGUAACAAGCUACUGCCAAUCUAUAAAAUAAACAGUUUUAGCCGCACAGUAUAUAUAUACAUAUAUAUAUAUUUAAAACUCCUUAAGAUGUAAUCUGCAAUAUAUUGUCAGGAGAAAAAAUUUUGAACUUAUGCUGAAAAGACCUUAAACAUGUGAGUCAUUACAGUAGCACUGAAGUGAAUAAUAAAUUAUUACAUAUUUAGAAGCCAGCUUUUUGGAUAUCCGGACUUCUUCGGUUGUUGAAGAAAUUCUACUUUUACUCUUCUUGGGUUAUGAACCUAGCUCCUAUUGCUCCUUGCUGGCAAGGUGCACAACUCUGCAAAAACAUGUCGAAGGCCAAGGCACAACAACCUGCUGUGAUCCACAAAGUCAUUAUGGUUGGUAGUGGUGGUGUUGGCAAAUCUGCCCUCACCCUACAAUUUAUGUACGAUGAGUUUGUUGAAGAUUAUGAACCAACCAAGGCUGAUUCCUACCGUAAAAAGGUUGUCUUAGAUGGUGAAGAUGUUCAAAUUGAUAUUCUUGAUACAGCUGGCCAAGAAGAUUAUGCUGCUAUCAGAGACAACUAUUUCCGUAGUGGAGAGGGUUUUCUCUGUGUCUUUUCAAUAACUGAACAAGAGUCUUUUCAGGCAACAGCUGAAUUCCGGGAACAAAUUCUAAGAGUUAAAAAUGAUGACAAUAUUCCAUUCCUACUAGUUGGCAACAAAGCUGAUCUUGAGGACAAACGUCAAGUCAGUGCAGAUGAAGCUAGUCAGAGGGCUGUCCAGUGGAAUGUGUCUUAUGUAGAAACUUCAGCUAAAACUAGAGCUAAUGUUGAUAAGGUAUUUUAUGAUUUGAUGAGAGAAAUCAGUUCUCGGAAAAUGGCUGCCAGUCGACAAAAUAAUGGCAAGAAGCACAAUGGAGACCGACGCAAGAAGAAGUGUAUAAUUCUUUAACUGUGAGCAAGAGCAGUUGAUCACUGACUAUAUUUCUGGUCCUUUUCCUUGCUUAUCCUCCUUUCCUUCCAUCUCGUUGGUCCACCCACUCUUUUGGUUCAUCAACUACCAUUAACCUAGGCUAUCACCUCCUCAUCUCAACUGUUCCCUUGUGCAUGUGCAAGGAAGUGUGUGUGCGUGUAUGUAUCUUUGCUUGCUUGUGUGCAUUGAUGCAUGCACUUUGCAUCUGUCAGUAUAAAUUUGCUAAACUUACACAUCAAUGUGACAGACUGUAUCAGUGUGACAGACUCUGAAUACUUAAUACAAUUUCUUCCAUUUUUCUCAGGAGGAGAUUAAAGCUUUUCUUUUGCAGCUUAUGUUUGCAGAAAUGCAAAAAAACAAACUUUUUUAUGCAACAUAGAGACUUAAUAUCUCUCUCUCUCUCUCUCUCUCUCUCUCUCUCUCUCUCAGUGGAACACUAAGCACACUCACUGCUGAAUCUGACAUUCCUUUCUUUUUUAAAUAAAAUUUAAAACUUCCUGUUGUGUUGGAAGAUGAAGCCAUUGAUUUAUAUGAAUAAUGAAGUGGCUGCAAUAACUAUGUAACCAAUAAUUAUAAGGUUCAAACCAGGCAACUAAUAAUGAAGAAAUGAAAAGUGGAGAAAAGAAUCAGUUCCUGCAGAAAUUUCGAUUCUAGCAGUGUGUGUUUGUGUGAAAUUAUACUAUCUCUGUUAGGGGCAGGUAAUAGGAUGGUAUUAUUGACACUGAAGAUGCUGUGAGGAGUGGGGAACUCUUACUCAUAACAGUUGUGGAGAGAAGUUCUGUUAAUUACCUGUAACUUAGAGGGAAAAGUGGCUUAAAUUCUGUUAUUUUGAAGCUCAUCAAUUUCAAAUUUGUUGUACCUCAAUAGCUUUUGAUUUCAGACCAGACAUUCAUUUGUUAAACAUUUCUUCUUCAGUAAGAGUAAAUUCCCUCCUUCCACAACCUUAGUCAUUUGAUAAGUAAAAAUGUUUUCAAUAGCACCUGAUUUAAUAUAUUGUUGUUGAAAUAAUAAAUAACUUGGCCAGUUCUGUGAUGAGACACUAUUUAACAUUGAAUGAUAGUGAUACAUUUUGCUGCUAGCAUUUGAAAUUCUUCUGGAGUAUUGGAAAUUGCUACUCAGUGUUUGCAUCUCUUCCAAGUCCAUUCAGUGAGUUGAUGGCAAAAUAUCAUAUACUUGAUUUGUUUUCCUUUUGAGUAAAUUAUAGAAUAAAAGAACACAUUGAAAUUUAUGCUAUUUGAUGAUGUUUUGUGAUGUUUGCUAACCAUCUCUAAGAUCUAAAAAGAUGUAUUUUUUUUUCUUGUUUCUAAUAAUUGUGGUUGUAGAAGCUCAAAGUGAUAAUAUAAAUAAUUAUGUGAGAAAGAAUUUUGAAAAUAAGUGAAACAAUUGCCAUCAUACAAGUUGACUGGCCAUUUGAUAUGCAAGAUAUAUUAAAGUGCAAAUUAAAUCAACUUAACAAAAUAAAGUAUGAUAAAAGAGAAUUAAUUUGACUGAGAAAUUUCUGCCUUCAUCUCAAUGUCCUUAAUAAAAAUGUUUAAAAAUCCCUCAUUUUGUAGAUUUUCAUUGCAGCAUUUACUUGUUUAACAUUUAAAUGAAGUUGGAUGUUUUCAUAUGGACCAUAUCCUAUACGAAAUUUUUGUUUACAUUCCUUGUUUUCCACAAAAUCUUCUUUUAAAAAAAAAAACACUAUCUGAAAUCUGUGAAUGCAUAUCUUGUAUAUUACUAUGAGGUGAUGGAGGGAUGAUUCUAUCAUUACAUCAAUUCUAUUAGCUGUCUUUUACAAUAUUUCUAUUUGUCUUUUAAAACUUUCUAUACACUUUUUUUUUUACCAUACUUUCACUCAACAUACACAUUUAUUUAUUUACUAAUUGCUAGUUAUCAGUCCAAAAUCUUCAUGUGAGUACUUGCAGCCCAUUGUUUAUGGAAAAAGUUUAAGUGUGUUUGUGUUGUGAUUCUAUUGAAAUCCUGAAGCUGUACAUAAACUAAGCAUAGACUGCAAAAUUUUUUUUAAUUCUAUGUAUAUUAAGGUUUACUUAAUUGCUCAUUUAGCAUUACUUAUCCAGUCUUACUAAAAAUAACUCAGCCACAAUAAAUGAACUUUUAGUAAAAAUUUCUUGGUAUAGUCUUAUUUUUUAAUAUUUUUUUCUAUAGCCUUAUCAGAACUUUUUUUGUUUUUAAAGUCUUGAGACAUUCAGCUAUUUGCUUUUCAGGCGAACAGAAUUUCAUUUUGUGUCUAUAUAGCAAAAUAGAAUUUCAUACAGAUGAUAAAACAUGCCAAAUACAUUGUCCGCAUAUGCAUGAGUGUACACACACACACACUCUCUCUCUUAAUUCGGAUAGUUAAUGUCAGACAUGAUCCUAAUACCAUUUUGUGUUCAAUCAUUAUUAUUGUAAGCAGGUUUCAACAUAGUCUUGAACAAUUAUCAAUUAUCAGUCAGAAUACUGGUCAAGGGGAAGCAAUAAUUGUCUGAUCAGAUUAUGUAGUUGAGAGUGGGAAAAGGACUUAUUGUGCAGAAUAAUGACUAGUCAGUUUUUGGUGUGCAUGUGUACUUAAUACUUUUUAUUUACUUUUGUUUUAAAAAUGAUAUCAAAGCUUGAACGAGACGAACUGCUUUUAAUUUUGACAUUAGUUUACUGCGUUCUCAGUCACUAUUCUUUAACCCUUUUAAAAACAGAAUAUUUAUUUUUUUUUUGUCAUAAUUAUUUUUGUCUCAAUAUAACCUUGGAAGCUUGGCUAUUCUUUGCCUACCUAUUUCCAUAUAUUUGUGUAAAUGCCUUUCACUCAGCUUUUCUUCACCUUAGCUCUUUGCUCAUGACUAAUUUGACUCUAUUUUCUCUCUCUUUUCAUUGUCCAUCCAUCUAUCCAUCUCUUUUUCUUCCCCUCUGUCUCUCUUACCUUUUUCUUCUUUUUAAACCAUAACUUAAAAUGAUUUUUUGAGGCUUUAUAUUUAACCAGUCCUAAAAGUAUGAAAUGGCAUCAUAGUCAGAAAUUUAUGCAUUUUUUAAAUUUCAAAUAUAAUAAACAUUGCAAUGGAGUGAUAACUA